AGACACUUUCCAUCCUGACGACGACGACGACGACUACCACUACUACCACGACGACAACCACGACCACGACGACAACCUACAAUGUCGUCGAGAUUAAUAUUCCUGUUAGGAACCCUCUGUCUAUUCGCCGGAGCACAAGUAAGAGCACAAGAUGACGAAGGAGCCGAUGAACUCGAUGCAAAUGCCGAAGAACUUUGUCAUGAUAGACCGGGUGAUGAAUAUUUCCGGUUAAACAUUGGAGGAGACUGUCGCGAUGUCGUCAGGUGCGACAAAGCCAGUGAAAUCGGCGUCACCAGGUUGGCAACAGUACGAUGUCCGACCGGUCUCGCUUUCGACAUUGAACGACAAACCUGCGACUGGAAGACAAAUGUCAAGAACUGCGAACAGCUGGAGAAGCCACGUAAGGUCUUACCCAUCUUAAAAACCGAUGAACCAGUUUGCCCGGAUGGAAAGUUGUCAUGCGGAAAUAAAGAAUGUAUCGACAAGGAACUUUUCUGUAACGGCAAGCCUGAUUGUAAAGACGAAUCUGAUGAAAAUGCUUGUACCGUUGAAACAGAUCCUAACCGUGCACCAGACUGUGAUCCAACACAAUGCGUUUUACCAGACUGUUAUUGUUCAGCUGAUGGUACUCGUAUUCCUGGUAAUAUCGAGCCACAACAAGUUCCACAAAUGAUAACCAUUACGUUCAAUGGAGCAGUAAACGUUGAUAAUAUCGAUCUUUACGAAGAAGUUUUCAAUGGUCAACGACAGAAUCCUAAUGGUUGCCAAAUACGUGGUACCUUCUUUGUUUCUCACAAGUAUACAAAUUAUUCCGCGGUUCAAGAUCUUCAUCGACGUGGUCAUGAGAUCGCAGUUUUCUCUCUCACUCAUAAAGACGAUCCACAAUAUUGGACCCAAGGUACCUACGAUGAUUGGUUGGCCGAGAUGGCCGGAGCCAGACUUAUCAUCGAACGUUUCGCUAACAUUACUGAUGGGUCCAUCAUUGGUAUGAGGGCUCCGUACCUGAGAGUAGGUGGCAACACGCAAUUCGAUAUGAUGGCUGAUCAGUUUUUCGUUUACGAUGCCUCAAUCACAGCAUCCCUAGGACGUGUUCCGAUUUGGCCAUAUACUCUCUAUUUCCGUAUGCCUCACAAAUGUAACGGAAAUGGUGGAAACUGUCCGUCGAGGUCACAUCCGGUCUGGGAAAUGGUCAUGAACGAGCUCGAUCGUAGAGACGAUCCGACUUUCGAUGAAUCUCUACCUGGUUGUCAUAUGGUCGAUUCCUGUUCCAAUAUUCAAACUGGUGAACAAUUCGGCAGAUUACUCAGGCACAAUUUUAACAGACACUUUAACACCAACAGAGCACCACUCGGUUUACAUUUCCACGCCUCCUGGUUAAAGAGUAAGAAGGAAUACAAAGAAGAACUGAUCAAAUUUAUCGAGGAAAUGCUUGCUAGAAGCGACGUUUACUUUGUUACAAUGGUUCAGGUCAUCAAAUGGAUGCAAACACCGACCGAACUAUCAGCAUUGAGAGACUUCCAGGAUUGGAAGGAAACUUGUGACGAGAAAGGUCAACCCUACUGUUCAUUGCCAAACGCUUGUCCAUUAACAACUAGAGAACUUCCAGGCGAGACUCUGCGUCUUUUCACUUGCAUGGAAUGUCCUAACAAUUAUCCAUGGUUGCUCGAUCCGACUGGCGAUGGUUUUGCUGUAAAGAAAUGAAAAUAGGACUGAAAUUUGCUCGAUUUAACAUCGAGACGCGCGAUUUUCCAACGAUUGAACGCGAAAAUAAAUACAAGCAGGGAAAAUAUGUCGCCGGAUGAAUCCUCGUGCAUAUUUGAAAGCAAACUCCGGUUGACUCGAAAUUCCCCUAUAGCUAAGAAAGUUUAAAAAAACAUACACACUGAAAAGCUCUCGUUGCAUUAGUAUGGGACUAUACAAAGUUUUAACACAGAACAUCUAGUUGAAACCAUUCCGAUCUCAUCAAACUCGUGUGAUCAUCUCGCUUUUAGCCUGAUAACCGCCCUAGCUUCGUAUUUUCGUAUUUUUCUUCUUAUUUACGAAAUAUCAUGCGCACAGUGGUAUCAAUAAGUUGGCGAAGUGAAAAAUUAUUUGUUGAAAGUAAUGCGUAUUUAUAAUUGUACGUCAUCGUGAAUAAAGCGUAAAAUCCAUUUUCUGUUAUUUUAUAAACAAUGACUUAAUGUUUUUCUUUUGUUCAUUCUCUUGCCGAAAUUAACUGUAUGAGUGAAUGUAAUGCAUGUAAAAUACACACACACACACACAUACAUACAUAAAGUAUUAUAUAAGUAUUUAAUAAUUCUAUCGAUGAGUUAAGAAGCCUAAGAAAUUUAACCUUUUUAAUAUUCGUUAUUGCGCAAAAUAAAACUUACAAAAUAUAGUCAAUAAUAAAAUAUUUUAUUAUUAAGUGGCGUGUUGGGAACUCGAAAGCUCAUUGCCGCAUAUACCAAAUCCCGCCAGUGUUUUCGUUCCUAAGCGUGAUCCCUCCAUUCGCAAUUCUCAUAUACCAUUUCCUUAAUAUCAAGGAGAGUUUUAUGUUUCGUUUCCACAAUAUAUUUACGAUUACGAUGCCUAUGCUACGCUCGGGAAAGUCAAUUAUGGUAAUCAGUAGUUCUCCGUGUCUGACACGAAUAUAUCAGGUAAAUGGUUUAAAUGUUAGAUAAUUAAAAAAUACUUUACUUCAAGAAUGGAUGAACCAACAUUUGGAAGCCGAUAAGAUUAAAGAAAAUUAAAGGAAAUACUUUUUUAUGUCCAGGCUUGAGAUUGUGCAAGUAUUUUCUGACCGACAGUAUUCGUCCAGUGUCUCCAUCAGGUGGUAAUUCUUUUUUGCU
Molecule: messenger RNA, 2828 nt
Organism: Polistes canadensis
Lineage: Eukaryota; Metazoa; Arthropoda; Insecta; Hymenoptera; Vespidae
Gene: verm
Exons: 6
Coding region: 82-1701 (539 amino acids)
Biological process (GO): carbohydrate metabolic process
Cellular component (GO): extracellular region
Molecular function (GO): protein binding; chitin binding
Source: RefSeq, a predicted model, not a curated record